AUGUGUCGCUUUCUGGUAUACAAAGGCAGCGAUGAGAUACUGCUCUCCAAGCUAAUCCUCGACCCAACACAUUCGAUCCUUAAGCAGUCUUUUGAUUCGCGACUACGACUGGACACGCGACGAGGGCAGAACAAUGCCGAUGGCUUCGGUAUCGGUUUUUACACAGACCCAAAGUUAGGCUCCGCGCCCUGCCUAUUCACAUCGACAACACCCGCAUGGAACUGCGCAAACCUUCAGCGCAUUGCGUCAAAGACCGCCUCUCGACUCGUAUUUGCCCACGUCCGCGCCACGACCGAAGGCUCCACAAACGAGGACAAUUGCCAUCCUUUCACACACGGUAGCUUGAUGUGGAUGCAUAAUGGUGGCCUCGGUGGCUGGAAGUAUAUUAAACGCCGACUAGGCAGCCAGCUUGCGGACAAGUGGUACUUGGGCGUACAAGGUGGUACUGAUAGCGAGUGGGCUUUUGCCCUCUUUCUCGACACCCUAGAACGUCUCGGCCAUGACCCAAGCGCAUGCCCUCCCACAGGCUUCGGCCCAACCGUUUUACGCAGAGCUCUCGAGAAGACGAUCGCCAUGAUCAACGAGCUCACAGACUCCAUCCCAAAGGAGAUACUCGAAAGCGAGAAUGUCGACACACGCAGUCUGCUCAAUUUUGCCGUCACAGAUGGCUACAGCACCAUCUGCACGCGAUACAUCAGCAGCGCACGUGACGAAGCUGCUAGCUUGUACUAUUCUUCGGGAACACGGUGGGAGACGAGAACAGGCGCUGCCGACGACAGACAGUACCACAUGGAGCGCCAGGAUAAGGGUGCCGACAUUGUCCUAGUGGCGAGCGAACCUCUAACGUUUGAGCGAGAGAAUUGGGUCAACGUGCCCACCAACUCUAUUUUGACUAUUCACCGGCAGACGGUCAUGGUGCAUCCAAUUCUUGACAAGUACUAUGAAAGGGACCCCUUUCAUGUGCGCUCCAGCGCAUUUGUGCACACGAAAGGCCUUGUGUCAAACGAAAAACCUCCAAGCGGGUCGCUCAGUCCCAGUAUUGAUGCACCUUCAUCGAGCAUCUUUGAAAACAUUAAGAGCAUUGGGCAGUCAUCUCUGUCACGGAGCAUAAGCCCAGAUUUUGCGCGCGUCUCUUUGACCCCGACAGGCAGCCGGCCGCUUCUGACUACUCACCGCAGCAAACCGUCUUCAUAG
Beauveria bassiana ARSEF 2860 is the source of this 1194-nucleotide messenger RNA. RefSeq names its product Dug3p-like protein. Lineage: Eukaryota; Fungi; Ascomycota; Sordariomycetes; Hypocreales; Cordycipitaceae. The coding region runs from base 1 to 1194 and encodes 397 amino acids. The record is from RefSeq and is a predicted model, not a curated record. The transcript has 4 exons.